AUGGUCUCCUUUUCGUGCGAGAACUGUGGUGACGUUCUCACCAAGAAGAAGCUCGACCAGCAUCGCAGCCGGUGCCGGGGGGCUACCUUCACCUGCAUCGAUUGCAUGACGUAUUUCCCGGGCACGGAGUACAGGUCGCAUACGAGCUGCAUAACCGAGGAGCAGAAGUAUCAGGGCGCUUUGUACCGGCCGAAGAAGGGCAAGGGCCAGAACAACCAGAAUAACAGCAACCAGAACGGCCAGGGCAACCAAAACGGCCAGAACGCCCAGAACGCCCAGAACGGUCAGAACAAUCAGAACAAUCAGAACCAGUCUGCAUCGAACGGCCAAAUGGUCAAGCCCACGCCAGCAUACGCCGAGAGCGUCCCCGACGGGCAAUCAUGGCGCGAACCUAACCACCAGAGCGACGACGAGGACGAUGCUGUUGCCCCUCCCCCGCGUGUGCCAACGCCUCCUCCUUUCCAGCCCAAGACCAAUGGUACGACCAACGGGGUGAACGUGUUCGACUUCCUCGUCGCAAACCCCACGCCGACUGCGUCUCAUGUCUCCCUGCCCGGUACCGCCGCUGCCCCUCAGAAUGAUGAGAUGCAGCUUGUGCGCUACGACCCCGAGGCCAACGGUCAAGCUGAGCCAGAGCCCAUGCAGCAGGACGGACCGGCGCCGCAGUUCCAGACUCCCGCGCCGAAGAAGGAUAAGAAGGACAAGAAACGCAAGCGUCUGCACAUCGAGACCGACCAGGUCAUGACCGAUGCUCCGCCGGUGCUGCACUCCAACCUGACGGGUGGCAUGAAGGCGCUGAUGUCCGGCCCCGACGGCUAUCCACCCUCUCCCGACUCCUCUGGUGACGCCGAGACUCCGGCCAGCCCGCUCAAGAAGGCUAAGUCCAACAAACACCAUAAGUCGGGCCGUCAGUCGACCGACAGCUUUGGCGGUAGCCUGAUGGCAAUGAUCGCUGAGAGCAUGAAGCCCAAGUCCACGCCUACAAAGAAGAAAUCUUCCUCCAAGAAGAAAUCCAGCUCUUCCUCCAAGAAAAAGAAGAAGACCCCGACCAAAGCCCUCGAAGCGCCCAAGGGGCCGAAGCUGUUGGAGUACAAGAAAGAAACCAAAGGUGAGAAUGGCGCUAUUCCCAACAAAAGUAACGCCAUGGUUGUGUUCCGCCCGCGCGCCGAGCACUUUUUGUCCUUCGUCGACAAGGGCCCCGACAGCGUCCGCGGUUGCAGCGUGAACAAGGUUCUCAAGCGGUACCAUCGCGUGCGUGCGGCCGAGGGCUUGGAGGCGAAUGGGAAGAAUGCGAAGCAGUUGGAGGAGAAGGAGCUGUGGCGGUCAUUGCGGAUGAGGAGGAAUGAGAGGGGGGAGAUUGUGCUUUUUUCAAUAGACUCUUAG
Messenger RNA from Thermochaetoides thermophila DSM 1495, 1383 nucleotides. RefSeq lists its product as uncharacterized. Gene Ontology annotation, biological process: rRNA processing; negative regulation of transcription by RNA polymerase II. Bases 1 to 1383 code for a protein of 460 amino acids. Gene Ontology annotation, molecular function: DNA binding. The transcript has 3 exons. Lineage: Eukaryota; Fungi; Ascomycota; Sordariomycetes; Sordariales; Chaetomiaceae. The record is from RefSeq and is a predicted model, not a curated record. Gene Ontology annotation, cellular component: nucleolus.